AUGGAGAAAAACGAGAAAACAAGUCUGUUCGCUAGAGUAUGUUCUUGGUCUAUCAAAGAUAUUCUCAACACAGAUCUCUACAAGGAAAAGAUAAAGACAAUACCAGACAGAUUUAGUUCUGUUGAUGAAUACUUUCAGUGUUUUGUUCCUCAUCUACUCGAGGAAACCCGAACCGAGUUGUUCUCGAGCUUCAAAACUUUAUCGAAAGCUCCUUUCUUUCAAAUACAGUCUAUGGAGAAAAGGACAAAUGAAUUUAGUGGAAAGUCACCAAUUAAGUUGUUCCAUGAUAUAACAUUAGUGAAUGCAUUGUACGAGCCGAAUUGUGGAGAUAAAAGUGCAAAGUAUGAGCCAAAGUGUGGAGAUAUUAUUGCUAUGAGUCUGACGGAGGAAAGGCCUAGUCGAAUCGAUGACUUGAAUCCCUUACUUCUAGCCUACGUUUUCUCUGUGUUUGGUGAUUUUAAAAUCUCUGUUUGUUUGUCUAGAUCGAUAUCUCCUGAUGAGAAACGUUCAUUUCGUUUUGGUGUUUUUCUCAUGACUCUAACCACAAACAAUCGAAUUUGGAAUGCUUUGCACAACGAAGAUGCCAAUUCCACUCUAAUCGAGAGUGUGCUUCAGGAAAAUGCUCUGGAUACAGAACAAUGUGUUUACUGUGAGAAUGAUGUUGAUGGUUCUGAAUAUGAUCAUAUUUUGAAUAUUAUCCGCUCAGCGAAAUUGAACUCUUCCCAAGAAGCUGCAAUUUUGGGCUGCAUUAAGACAAGGAACUGUAAACACAAGAAGAGUGUGAAACUGAUAUGGGGACCUCCUGGUACAGGCAAAACAAAGACGGUGGCCACUCUUCUCUCUGCUCUUGUCAAACUAAAGUGCAAAACAGUUGUGUGUGCUCCAACAAACACAGCUAUUGUACAAGUUGCAUCGAGGUUCUUGACCUUAUUUAAGGAUUAUUCUACAUUAGAACACACCACUUACGGGAUGGGGAGUAUAGUUCUGUCUGGAAACCGUGAGAGAAUGGGGAUUAGGAAGAAGAGUGUUCUCGAAGAUGUGUUUUUUAAUCAUCGCAUCAGUAAACUUAGUGGAUUGUUUUCAACCUCUUCUGGCUGGAAGCAGCGUUUGUUCUCAAUCAAAGAUUUUCUUGAGAACACAGAGGCUAAGUACGAGCAACAUGUACAUGAACUAGAAGAAGAAGAAAGGAUCAAGAAAGAAGAACAAGAAAAAGAAGAAAGGAUCAAGAAAGAAAAAGAAAAAAAGAAGAAAGAAGAUCAAAAGAAUAACGAAGAAGCUGAAAAGAUGAAAGAAGUUGAGAGGAUGAACGAAGAAGUUGAAAAGAAUAACAAGAAAGAAGUUGUAAAGAUUCCUACAUUUGGAGAGUUUGUGAAGAAAACGUUUAAUGGCUUAAGUGGAGCACUGGAGAUAUAUAUAGUAGAUUUGUUCACUCAUCUGCCUAAGCCUUUCGUUUCAUCUGAAGAUGUGAAGAAUAUGAUCGCAGCCCGCCAAGCUCUUCAGCGUGUUAGAUAUUUCUUGGAGGAGAAUUUCUCUAGAGAUGAUUUCAAGAAAGGUAGUUUCAAAUUCAAUUGCUUCAUCAGAUUCAUCACUGUAGAUGCUCUUGAGGCUCUAAGUCUUCUUCCAGAAAGUUUUGGGAUAACAGGCUUGGAUCGAUACGAAGACAUUAGGAAAUUUUGUCCACGAAAUGCAGACAUAAUCUUCUGCACAGCCUCAGGUGCUGCAGAUAUGAAACCGGAAAGGAUAGGAUCAAUCGACCUUCUUGUGAUCGAUGAGGCGGCUCAGCUUAAAGAAUGUGAAUCGAUUGCUGCAUUGCGACUUCAGGGACUUCGCCAUGCACUUCUAAUAGGAUAUGAGUUUCAGUUACCUGCAAUGGUUCAUAACGAUGAAUGUGAAAAGGCGAAAUUCGGAAGAAGCUUGUUUGAAAGAUUGGUUCUGAUUGGUCAUAACAAACACUUGCUAGAUGUUCAAUACAGAAUGCAUCCUUCCAUUAGUCGUUUCCCCAAUAAGGAGUUUUAUGGUGGGAAAAUCAAAGAUGCUGCGGUUGUUCAAGAAAGCUUUUAUCGAAAGUGCUUUCUUCAAGGAAAUAUGUUUGGAUCUUUCUCGUUUAUCAAUGUGUGCCGUGGAAAAGAAGACUUUGGUGAUGGACAUAGUCCUAAGAACAUGGUUGAAGUUGCUGUGAUUUCUCAAAUCAUAUCCAGUCUUUAUAAAGUUGCAAGUGAAAGAGAGAAGAAGAUGAGCGUUGGAGUUAUCUCACCUUACAAAGAACAAGUCAGGGCAAUCCAAGAGAUGAUCGGACAUAAGUACGGCUCCUUAUCAAGCUGGCGUUUCAGUUUAAAUGUUCAGUCGGUAGAUGGGUUUCAAGGAGGAGAAGAGGAUGUUAUCAUCAUCUCUACCGUUAGAAGUAACGGUAAAGGAAAUAUUGGAUUUCUCAGUAACCGUCAAAGAGCCAACGUGGCACUGACUCGAGCAAGGCACUGUUUAUGGGUGAUUGGCAACGAGACGACUUUGGCUCUAAGUGGUUCGGUUUGGGCAAAACUGAUAAGUGAGUCGAGGGCACGUGAAUGUUUCUUUGAUGCUAGAGAUGAUAGGAGAUUGAGAGAUGCCAUGAAUGAUGCUCUUCUUGAGGAUGUGUCUUCAAGUUUUGCAUCAAUUUCGAUCUGA
Eutrema salsugineum is the source of this 2661-nucleotide messenger RNA. RefSeq names its product helicase sen1. Gene Ontology annotation, molecular function: helicase activity. The record is from RefSeq and is a predicted model, not a curated record. The coding region runs from base 1 to 2661 and encodes 886 amino acids. NCBI's taxonomy places the organism in Eukaryota, Viridiplantae, Streptophyta, Magnoliopsida, Brassicales, Brassicaceae. The transcript has 5 exons.